This is a messenger RNA of Necator americanus (New World hookworm), 438 nucleotides long. RefSeq lists its product as uncharacterized. The transcript has 5 exons. The record is from RefSeq and is a predicted model, not a curated record. Bases 1 to 438 code for a protein of 145 amino acids. Lineage: Eukaryota; Metazoa; Nematoda; Chromadorea; Rhabditida; Ancylostomatidae.
AUGAACGGUAAUAACGGUAAACUCGAUGAGCUGAAGUCGAAUAAGUCGUCUAAAGUAACCGAUCAAGGCCUUUCUAUUGACCCCGAGGUUGCAACCUUCACGCCAGCAGGAGGGAAAUCGGAGCAUAUGUUGGUCAAUCUCAGCAAUAACCACCUCGCGGUCAAGGUACGUUGUAGCAACAACAAUUUAUAUCGCGUACACCCAGUGUAUCAAGUGAUAGAAAUGGGACAAUGCAAGAGUUUGAUAGUCACUCGUCAUCUAGGCCCAGCCCGUUGCGAUCGGUUAGUCAUUCAAUAUUUGCCUACUACUGAUCUAAAGUGCAAUUUAAUACAAUUUUUCAAAGACGCCGUCAAAAAAGGCGUCAAGAUCAACAUGAUUAAAGUGAUGCUUAAGAUGAAGGAGGAAAACAAUUUCUCGAGGGAUCAUACGUAUUUAUGA